AUGGACGACCCCGCCGCGCAAGACCCCGCCCCAGUCUCCCGCCUGCCGCCGCUCCCAGUCGCCGUGCAACGCAAUGCCCCCGCCCAGUCGUCCCGCUCCGUCGCCGGCCUCCUCAACAUCCGCCGCCCCCCGGGCGCGACUCCGAUCCCGCCUUCUCUCCAGGCGAAGAUGGCUGCGCUCGCCAACCGCGGCGCCCAGUCCUCCGCAGUCCGAUCCGGCGACGCUGCGACCGCCGCGCUCCUCGGCGCCGACAAAGCUGCGCCGUCUGUGUUGCGUGCUCCGGCAUUGUCCUCCGGGCUUUCCCGCCCCGUUGCGCCCCCUUUGGGCGGUCUGGCUGCCCGUCGGAUGAAGAUGAAUAUGCCUAAGCUCAGUCCUCACGACGUCCCCGGUGGUCUGCACCUUCCUCCCAUCCCAGGCGGCGGUCCCAGCGGCGCCGGGCUUGGUCCCGGCCGUCCCAUCAUCGACGACGAGCCACGCCGCCUUCCCCCGAGCAACAUCGGAACCCCUUUUGCGAACUUUGCCAAAAUUGUUGAUCCGUCCGGUGCACUCAAUUUCAAUGGCAAAGCCGUUCUUCAUGCUUCCGGUGUCAAUUUUUCCAACGGCGCAUCGUUCGCGAUUAGCAUCGACCAGUUGCAGCUCGACGAAGAGCUCGGGAAGGGUGCGUAUGGAACCGUCAAGAAGGUACUCCACAAGCCCACCAACGUUGCGAUGGCGAUGAAGGAGAUCCGCCUCGAGCUCGACCAGGCGAAGCUAAACGCGAUCAUUAUGGAACUCGACAUUCUUCACCGCGCCGUCGCUCCCGAGAUCGUCGAGUUCUAUGGCGCGUUCUUCAUCGAGUCCUGCGUUUACUACUGCAUGGAGUAUAUGGAUGCGGGCUCGCUCGAUAAGCUCCAGGGUCAAGGGGUUCCAGAAGUGGUGCUUGCGCGUAUCGCGGGCGCGAUGGUCCGUGGACUCAAAUUCCUCAAGGACGAUUUGCAGAUCAUUCAUCGGGACGUAAAACCCACAAACGUGCUGCUCAAUCGCAGGGGGGAGGUCAAGCUCUGCGAUUUCGGCGUGUCAGGUCAGCUCGAGAAAUCACUCGCGAAAACCAACAUCGGGUGUCAGAGUUACAUGGCGCCGGAGCGCAUACAAGGCGAGUCCCAAAAUAACCUCGGCACAUACAGCGUUUCCUCCGAUGUAUGGUCCCUCGGGCUCUCCAUGAUAGAGAUGUCGCUGGGCCGUUAUCCAUACCCGCCCGAGACGUACGCGAACGUUUUUGCCCAACUGUCCGCCAUCGUGCAUGGCGACCCGCCCGAGCUGCCAGAGCAUUUCUCCGCGAUGAGCAAAGACUUUGUGGCGCGGUGUCUCCACAAAGUCCCGAACAUGCGCGCUACGUACGCGGAGCUGCUGAACCACCCAUUCCUGGUGCAGGACCGCCAGCGCAACGUGGACAUGCCUCGCUGGGUCGAGUCUGCGAUCGCACAUCGCAACGCCGUGCGUCAGCAGCAUCAACAAGCGCGGGGCGCGUGA
Messenger RNA from Sparassis crispa, 1509 nucleotides. RefSeq names its product Protein kinase wis1. The coding region runs from base 1 to 1509 and encodes 502 amino acids. The record is from RefSeq and is a predicted model, not a curated record. Gene Ontology annotation, molecular function: MAP kinase kinase activity; ATP binding. NCBI's taxonomy places the organism in Eukaryota, Fungi, Basidiomycota, Agaricomycetes, Polyporales, Sparassidaceae. Gene Ontology annotation, biological process: protein phosphorylation; cellular hyperosmotic response; MAPK cascade. The transcript has 8 exons.